AUGGAGCUUAAAGAAAUUCGGCCACCGUACAGUGUCAAACCGGGCACAAAACUUGCGGAAUCUAGCACCAAUCUGUCCGUUAUGAGUCGCUUUCAGGCUCUUGCUCUACACGAACAGCAGUGUGUGGUUGUGUCGGGGAACAGUAGUAGCAAUUCGAACGGACAACGAUCGGAUCAGCGCACACAUUUGGAUGUUGCUGGGUACCGAAGAUUGCGAACCGUAGGUCAGGGUUCUUUCGGUGUUGCCGUUCUGUACGAACGGCUGUCGGAUGACCUACAGGUGGUCAUGAAACAGAUAGCUCUGGGCGAUCUAACCGAGUCGGAAAGGAAUAUGGCCAUGAACGAGGUGGAAGUGUUCUCGAAGCUCCAUCACCCGAACAUUAUCGCAUAUUACGGUUCGUCGGUGCAGAAUGACCGAUUGUUCAUCGAAAUGGAGUACGCUGACGGUGGCACACUGGCACAAAUGAUGGCGCAACGCGCUGGCGGAGAAUCGCUACCGGAGCGGUUUGUGCUCACAAUUUUCGAGCAACUGGUCAGUGCAAUCGGGUACAUGCACUCCCAAAGCAUCCUGCACCGAGAUUUGAAAACAGCGAACGUAUUCCUGCACGGCAAGGGUACGGUGAAGGUGGGAGAUUUCGGCAUUUCGAAGAUUAUGCACACCAAAGUGCAUGCCCAGACCGUGCUCGGCACCCCGUACUACUUCAGUCCGGAAAUGUGCGAAGGGAAGGCCUACGACGAGAAGAGUGAUAUCUGGGCCCUUGGCUGUAUACUCGGGGAAAUGUGUUGCCUCAAGAAAGCAUUCACGGCGGCAAACCUGUCCGAGUUGGUCUCAAAAAUCAUGUCUGCCGAGUAUGUUCCUCUGCCGGCCGAAUACUCUCAGUCAAUACGCCACGUACUUGGCCUUAUGUUCAAGAUUGACCCCGGUGAGCGACCCUCAGCCACAGAGUUGCUGCAGUAUUGGGUGCCUGUUAUCUAUCGGAAUUUAGACUCCAGCGAAAGCAAUUAUUUCAGAAGAAAACUGCAGACACCACCAGCUUUCGAGCCAACCCGGCUCCAUUACAAUUCACGGACCAUACUCUACCAACUUCGCUCGUUCGGUACAUCCUCGUCUUUGGCGCCGUUGCAUUUACCGGCAACGCUUAAAAUCAAACAACUCGGAACACGGGGCCAGCACUUUGUGGCGGUGAUGGAAGAUGGGACCGUGUUCAGCUGGGGAGAAGGCGACAAAGGGCAGCUAGGGCACGAUGCCCUCGAAUCGUGGCACCACAUCCCGUUGCGAAUCGAGGCUGUGAAGCACCAUUCGAUCGCUGGGGUGGCAGUUGGGCAUGGAUUCACCAUCCUGUGGACGGCGUCCGGAUUGCUGCUCAGCUGUGGUGACAACAGUCUCGGUUGUCUGGGACACGGCAACAGAACAUCGCUGCUUGUGCCGAAACAGAUCAGCAAACUCGAGCGGACCUCGAUCGUGCAGGUGUCCUGCGGUACGUCGCACGUCCUGGCACUGACCGAUGGUGGUAUCGUGUACAGCUGGGGCACCAGCACCAAGGGAGCCCUGGCUUUAGGCAAGCGGCUCCACACAGCACUCGAACCCGAGCGAGUCAUACUGCCACAGACGGUGCAAAAUGUCCGGGAACUGCAUGCCGGACCGGACUGCACGAUUUUGAUUACGCACCAAGGGGAUUGCUACGGUUGCGGCAGUAACGCUGGCAACAGGCUUGGGCUAGGCCGGAAGGUGUCCGAGACGAGCACACUGCACAAGUUUACCAUUGCCGCCGGCUGUCCGAAGAUUUUGGCCGUGAGUGUCGCCGAAACGCAUGCUGUGUUUCUAGUCGAAGGAGGAUACCUCGUCACGCUCGGGGACAACUCACACGGUCAGCGAGGCGCCGGCCAUCGCUACGAGUUGCUGAAGCCGACGAUCGUUCCACAGCUGCGUUCCCGGUGCAUCGUGAACGUAAAGUGCAGCGAGACGUAUACCAUCGCUGUAACUGAUGACAACUGCCUUUUGCUCUGGGGAACGCGUUUGGGCGUGACACCGGAAGUCAUGGACGGUGCCAGCAAUACACUCGAUGGGAACAACAAUAAAGAGUGGCGGGCUUCGUUUUCGACGUACGCAAACAGCACCAAUAUCCUCACGCCGAUCUACAAACAAGAGACGAUUCUCGAUCCGGCGGAUGUGCUGGCCCUGUACUCGUCGAAAACUCAGCAAAGUACGGGUUCGUACGUAAAGCUGCUCGAUAUUUAUCCGUUACAGCACAGUAUUCUAGUACUCAUUGAAACCAACUGUCCAAUGGUGUAAGUUCACAA
Molecule: messenger RNA, 2300 nt
Organism: Anopheles bellator
Lineage: Eukaryota; Metazoa; Arthropoda; Insecta; Diptera; Culicidae
Product: serine/threonine-protein kinase Nek8
Exons: 8
Coding region: 1-2292 (763 amino acids)
Biological process (GO): protein phosphorylation
Molecular function (GO): protein kinase activity; ATP binding
Source: RefSeq, a predicted model, not a curated record